This is a messenger RNA of Terrapene triunguis (Three-toed box turtle), 3045 nucleotides long. It is a transcript of the gene PCDH11X, whose product is annotated as protocadherin 11 X-linked. Gene Ontology annotation, molecular function: calcium ion binding. Gene Ontology annotation, biological process: homophilic cell-cell adhesion. The record is from RefSeq and is a predicted model, not a curated record. Lineage: Eukaryota; Metazoa; Chordata; Testudines; Emydidae. The coding region runs from base 1 to 3045 and encodes 1014 amino acids. Gene Ontology annotation, cellular component: plasma membrane. The transcript has 2 exons.
AUGGACUUGCUGUCUGGAACCUACCUCUUGGCAGUCUUAUUAGCCUGCAUUGUAUUUCAGUCCGGUGCCCAAGAGAAGAAUUAUACUGUGAGGGAAGAACUGCCGGAAAAUGUCCUGAUUGGCAAUUUGCUCAAGGAUCUGAACUUGACACUGGACCCAGAUGUGCCCCUUUCAUCACCUCUUCAGUUCAAGCUUGUGUAUAAGACUGGGGAUGUGCCAUUAGUCCGGGUGGAGGAAAACACUGGUGAGAUAUUCACUACUGCCAACCGCAUAGACCGGGAGAAGUUGUGCUCUGGCAUUUUUAGUGAGAACCGCUGCUUUUAUGAGGUGGAGGUAGCAGUUUUGCCUGAUGAAGUCUUCAGACUGGUCAAGAUCAGAUUCCUGAUAGAGGAUAUCAAUGACAAUGCUCCCCUUUUUCCCUCAACAGUCAUUAACAUCUCCAUCCCUGAGAACACAGCCAUUAAUUCCCGCUAUUCUGUCCCUUCUGCCAUCGAUCCUGACAUUGGAGUGAAUGGCAUUCAGCAUUAUGAACUUCUUAAGGGUCAAAAUGUAUUUGGACUUGAUAUAAUUGAAACACCCGAGGGAGACAAGUGGCCACAGUUGAUUGUCCAGCAGAUCCUGGACAGGGAGCAGAAAGACACAUAUGUGAUGAAGAUUAAAGUUGAAGAUGGUGGAACACCUCCCAGAUCCAGUACAGCCAUCCUACAAGUAACAGUUACUGAUGUAAAUGACAAUCGCCCAGUCUUUAAGGAAAAUGACAUUGAAGUUAGCAUUCCAGAAAAUGCUCCAGUGGGCACCUCAGUUUCUCAGCUCCAUGCCACUGAUGCUGAUCUGGGCUCAAAUGCACAGAUCCACUUCUUUUUCAGCAAUCAGAUCUCCAGUCUGGCCAAAAGGCUCUUUGCCUUAGAUAACACCACUGGCCUCAUCACAAUUAAGGAACCACUGGACAGGGAGGAGUCACCCGUACACAAGUUAACUGUUUUGGCAAGUGAUGGCAGCUCAAUUCCAUCAAGAGCAACAGUGACAGUAAAUAUCACAGAUAUUAACGAUAAUGUCCCAUCCAUAGACACAAGAUACAUCAUCAAUCCAGUGAAUGGGACUGUGCUCCUGUCUGAGAAAGCGCCGCUCAAUACAAAAAUUGCCCUGAUUACAGUAAUGGACAAGGAUGCUGAUCUGAAUGGAAAAGUUACCUGCUUCACAGACCAUGAUGUCCCUUUUAGGUUAAAGCCAGUGUUUGAUAAUCAGUUUCUAUUGGAGACUGCCACAUUUCUAGACUAUGAGGCUACGCGAGAAUAUGCUAUUAAAAUAGUGGCCUCUGAUUCAGGGAAACCUCCCUUAAAUCAGUCUGCAAUGCUGCUGAUCAAAAUCAAAGAUGAGAAUGACAAUGCCCCAGUUUUUACACAGCCUGUCAUAGGACUUUCCAUUCCUGAGAACAAUGCUCCUGGUACCCAGCUGACCAAGAUCAGUGCCACAGAUGCAGACAGUGGACGCAAUGCUGAGAUCAGCUAUAUGCUGGGUUCAGAUGCACCUCCCAUUUUCAACCUGGAUCGCCGCACAGGAGUUCUGACAGCAGUGAGAAAGCUGGACAGGGAAAAGCAGGACAGGUACUCCUUCACUGUACUGGCUAAGGAUAAUGGGAUGCCACCAUUGCAGACCAAUGCUACUGUGACACUAUCAGUUCUGGACCAGAAUGACAACAGCCCUGCUUUUACCCACAAUGAAUAUAAUUUCUAUGUGCCAGAAAACCUGCCCAUGUAUGGCACAGUGGGGCUCAUCACAGUUACUGACGCUGACUCUGGAGAGAAUGCUGCAGUUACUCUCUCUAUAUUAAAUGGCAGAGAGAAUUUCAUUAUCGAUCCACUUACUGGUGUAAUAAGACCCAAUAUUACAUUUGAUAGAGAGCAACAAGGCUCUUACACUUUCCAGGUGAAGGCUGUUGAUGGAGGAAGAGUGCAACGCUCUUCCACUGCCAAAGUGACCAUAAAUGUAGUUGACGUGAAUGACAACAGACCGGUUUUUGUCAUCCCUUCAUCCAACUACUCCUAUGACUUAAUUCCCACAGCCACCAAUCCAGGAUCCGUGGUGACUAAAGUCUUUGCAGUUGACAAUGAUACAGGGAUGAAUGCAGAGCUCCGCUACAGCAUUAUAGGUGGGAACUCGAGAGGUUUGUUUACAAUCGAUCAGUUAACAGGCAACAUUACUUUGAAAGAGAAGGUAAUCACAGCAGAUCAUGGCUUACACAGGCUGGUGAUAAAAGUCAAUGAUUUAGGACAGCCAGAGUCUCUCUAUACCAUAGCACUGGUGCAUUUAUUUGUGAAUGAGACCAUCACCAAUGGUUCAUACGUGCAGGAGCUGGUGCGCAGAAAUAUGGAAACACCAGUGGGCCAGAAUGUUGGAGAUGGUGAGAUAACCCCACAGACCAAUGACUAUGUCAAAAUCAUCAUUGCUAUAAUUGCAGGCACCAUGACAGUCAUCCUGGUCAUUUUUGUCACUGCUCUGGUACGAUGCCGCCAGACACCCCGGCACAAGGUUGUCCAAAAAAGCAAGCAGAGUGGGGAAUGGGUCUCCCCAAACCAGGAGAACCGACAGAUCAAGAAGAAGAAGAAGAAAAAGAAGCGCUCUCCUAAAAGCCUCCUUCUCAACUUUGUGACAAUUGAAGAAUCUAAGCCCGAUGAUCCAGCCCAUGAGCAUAUAAAUGGCACUUUAGACAUUCCCGUAGAGCUUGAAGAACAGACUAUGGGAAAAUAUAACUGGGCCACCACACCAACCACAUUUAAGCCCGACAGCCCAGAUUUAGCAAAGCAUUACAAGUCUGCCUCUCCACAGCCCACCUUUCAAAUUAAACCCGAGACUCCUGUGCCCCCUAAGAAGCACCAUGUCAUUCAGGAACUGCCUCUGGAUAACACCUUUGUGGUGGGUUGUGACUCGCUCUCCAAGUGCUCCUCAAGUAGCUCGGACCCUUAUAGUGUCUCCGAAUGCAGCUGUCAAGGUGGCUUCAAGACCCCAGGCCCCAUCCACACCAGACAGGUAAUACAAAGUUUCUAG